AUGAAGGAUGACGCCGACGAGGAGAGGCAGUUCUUGGGUGGCGAGUGGUGGAUUGUGAUCAGAGAAUGGGCCGGAAUUAAAAUGUAUGAGAAGCAUGAAAGGAGUACUGUGGGGCUUCUUGGUAAGGUUUUCUCCUUCAGAAUAGUUUCCACUCCUCAUAGAGAGCCUAAUAACGUGGCCGAGACAGUGUUUGUGUAUGCUGGAAUGGCCUUGCUUUCCAAGGCUGCAAUUUCCAAGGAAAUGAGCCCUUAUGUGUUUGUUGUUUAUAGACAAGCCUUUGCAUCAGUUGCUCUAUCUCCAUUUGCUUUCUUUGACAGCAAGCAAUCAGCUCCUUUGUCAUGCAACUUGUUGUGCAAAUUGUUGUGCAAAUUGUUUCUAGUUUCCCUUGUUGGGUUAACUGCAAGUUCAAACCUUUACUAUGUUUCAAUCAACUACACCACUGCAACAUUUGCUGCAGCCGCCACAAAUACUGUCCCUGCCAUUACUUUCAUCAUGGCUGUUUUAAUUAGGAUGGAAAGCAUUUCCGUAAAACGUGUGCAUGGAUUGGCCAAGAUUUUGGGGUCCGUUCUAAGCCUUGCUGGGGCAAUAACAUUUGCUUUAGUCAAAGGACCUCACCUGGGUUUCAUGAAAUGCUAUCCAGAAAAUUAGAACCAUACUUCUCACCCUUUAACAAUUGUGCACUCCAAAGGUGAUACUAUUAGAGGCUCUCUUUUGAUGCUCGCAGCUAACACUGCAUGGUCCUUGUGGCUUAU
Glycine soja is the source of this 752-nucleotide messenger RNA. Its product is annotated as WAT1-related protein At1g43650-like. NCBI's taxonomy places the organism in Eukaryota, Viridiplantae, Streptophyta, Magnoliopsida, Fabales, Fabaceae. Gene Ontology annotation, cellular component: plasma membrane. The coding region runs from base 1 to 648 and encodes 215 amino acids. The record is from RefSeq and is a predicted model, not a curated record. Gene Ontology annotation, molecular function: transmembrane transporter activity. The transcript has 6 exons.